AUCCGACGUCUUGAUCAGCUCCAGCUGCGCCAAUGCUGUAUCAAUGCAUGCACAGAUGGCAAUGCUGUCAACAAAACUUCAAAGCAAAGGCGUGAUCCUUUCAUCCACCAUGACUUGCGCACCAGCGUUGGGAAAGCGCCAGUGACCUCAGAGCAGUAGGGGCAGAGAUCCGUCUGGCGAUCAUGCAUCUGCUCGGUGGUGCGCUCAAUCGCGCCCUGGCCCUCCAAGCCAAUCACAGGUGGAAUGCUGUCGCGGCAGGUGAAGCCAGCCAAUCUUUUAGGACCUUGCUGCAUGCAAACCCGUUUUCUUCUCUUUCAAAUGGAAGUGGCGGCAAGCAGAUCGCAGCGGUGGUUAAACGGUUGGACAUCUCAGCACACGCAGGGGCGGGACAGACUUCCGCAAAAAGCAGAUGGGUCGGUCCAGCCAGUCCUGAGGUGGUGCAACUUUUUCGGGGUCUCUUCAGCUCAGCGCUUAAGAGGAGGGCAACAACGCAGUUCUCACCAAUAGUAUCAGCUCCGAUCGAGAGGGUCACUAACCUAUCACGGGGGGUAGCUCAACCAUGGCAUCUGCAGUCUUUCAAAAGCAGCGCUUUCAAAUCAGGUCCUGGCACAAGGCAACAAUACAGGGGCUUGGUUACACAGGUCACUCCCGUGACUUCACUAGCUCGGCCAACGAGGGGACGAAACGUGCGGCGUUUAGGAGUAUUGAUCGGCGUCUCGGCUGUCGGGGGCUUGCUCUGGGCGGUAGCAGGAAACGAUGUGGAGCAGGUUGAGAGGCGCUUCAAGAUGCUGUAUGUGGUUCCGACCAGGCUGGCUAGGAACAUAGCGGUGGUCUCCACUAUUGUUACAGAUUACCUGGUGUCCUUGUACAACGUACCCGAGGGGCCAGCCAGGGAAAGAAUCAAGCACGAGUGCCACGAGCGCUGUGCAGACCGCCUUCAAAAGCUCUUCUUCAAGAACGGUGGUACCUAUAUCAAACUUGGACAACACGUUGGCCAACUGGACUACUUGCUUCCGGAAGAGUAUGUCCGCAUCAUGCGAGAGUCGAUGCUCGACAAGUGCCCUGUGUCUACGUACGAGCAGAUCAGCGCGGUAAUAGAGCGAGAGCUUGGGUUGCCUCCAGAGCAGGCGUUUGCGGAGUUUGCCCCCGUCCCUCUCGCCAGCGCUUCUUUAGCACAGGUCCACAAGGCUAAGACGCACGAUGGCCGACAGGUGGCUGUAAAGAUCCAGCACACCCAUUUAACGGACACAGCGUCAGCGGACACUGCGACCGUCGCAUUCUUUGUGAGGGCUGUCAAGUGGGCCUUCCCAGAUUACGACUACAGCUGGUUAGUCGCGGAGCUCCAAGAGUCCCUCCCCCGCGAGCUCGACUUCGUCCACGAGGGCCAGAACGCAGAGGCGUGCGCACGCAACUUCAAAAGCAAGUCCCCGCACCUCGCGCCGUACGUCAAGAUCCCGGAGAUCGACUGGAGCCUGACCUCGACCAAAGUAUUGACCAUGGAGUUCAUGGACGGGGUCGGGGUGACGGACGUGGCAAAGCAGAAGGAGCUGGGGAUUCGGACGGCGGACGUGGCACAUCUGGUCAGUGACGUUUUCGCCGCAAUGAUCUUCCACCACGGCUUCAUCCACUGCGACCCACACGGAGGGAACAUGCUCGUGACAACCGCGGAUCAGAAUGGGUCCAGGCGGCUCGGCAAGGCGAGACCUCAGUUGGUGCUGCUGGAUCACGGUCUGUACCGGAGUCUCGACAACAACUUGAGGUCAAAUUAUGCGGCGCUUUGGAAGGCUCUUGUGCUUGGAGAGGAGACCGGAAUUCGGCGGUACAGCACGGCCAUCGCCGGUGAGGACAUGUACAUUCUCUUCGCGAGCGUGCUCACGAUGCGCCCCUGGGACCAGGUCACCAACCAGCGGUUAGACCACCUGGUUAUGCCAGAUGACCCGGAGGAGCGCCUCAAGUUGCAGGGGUAUGCCGCCCAGUUCAUGAAGGAGACCACCGCUCUGCUGGCACGCCUGCCGAGAGUAGUGCUGCUCCUCCUGAAAACGAACGACUGCUUGCGGUCCGUGGACCUCGCAUUGGGCACCCCGGUUAACUCAUUUGUGACCACGGCGCGCGAGUGCACCCGUGCCCUGUCGCAAAUUCGAUACGAGCAGAACCCAGGUAUAGGGUCGUUAGCGAGGGGGGCGAUAGAUAAGGUGCGGGUUGAGGUAAGGGUGCUGCUGAUGCAAACGCUCGCGCUGUACGAAAAGGUGCGGGCGAGCAUGGUAUCCUGGGGGUCAUUGUUUGGAAAUAAACGAACGCGAGCAGGUGACGUGGUAGACGAGGCGCCGUUAGCAUUGGCAAUUCCGAGGGGUUUGCCGGCGUGAAUAUUGCCUUGAAUGGUUGCAUUUGGCUCCAUGGCAUCUAACUUGUGUCGAAUGAAUCAGAUGUUCCGCGUAACCAUCAGAUCAUCAGUAUCAAAUGCAGCGACUCGAGG
This is a messenger RNA of Klebsormidium nitens, 2473 nucleotides long. The record is from the annotation of a GenBank genome assembly. Lineage: Eukaryota; Viridiplantae; Streptophyta; Klebsormidiophyceae; Klebsormidiales; Klebsormidiaceae.